Messenger RNA from Cyclopterus lumpus (lumpfish), 2429 nucleotides. RefSeq names its product serine and arginine rich splicing factor 5b (gene srsf5b). The record is from RefSeq and is a predicted model, not a curated record. Bases 168 to 1148 code for a protein of 326 amino acids. Gene Ontology annotation, cellular component: nucleus; cytoplasm; ribonucleoprotein complex. Lineage: Eukaryota; Metazoa; Chordata; Actinopteri; Perciformes; Cyclopteridae. Gene Ontology annotation, molecular function: mRNA binding. The transcript has 8 exons.
ACGGCGUAGAAGAAGGAGAAGGAGAAAAAAAAGGAGGACCCUCCUGCGCUCCCUCCCAGAACAGAAGAGGCUCCAUUUUGUUUGAUUUGUGCGGUCACUGUCGACAGCCUGCACGGAAACACCACCAGGACCACUUCAAAUAUACGCGUGUUCAACGACCGUCGACCAUGAGUGGGUGUCGCAUCUUCAUCGGCCGCUUGAGCCCCUCGGCCAGAGAGAAGGAUGUGGAGCGGUUCUUCAAAGGAUACGGCCGCAUCCGGGACAUCGACCUCAAGAGGGGCUUCGGCUUCGUGGAGUUUGAUGACCCCAGAGACGCUGAAGAUGCUGUUUAUGAGCUUGAUGGCAAAGAGUUGUGCAAUGAAAGGGUGACUAUUGAGCACGCUCGCGUACGUCUGCGUGGCGGGCGCGGCAGAGGUGGUGGUAGUGGCGGAGGUGGCGGCGGCAGUAGUGCAGGAGGACGUUUCUCUGAUCGUUAUGGCCGCGGCUCCCAGAACAGUCGGAGCCGAAACCCUCCUCCGAUGCGCACUGAGAACCGACUCAUCGUAGAAAACUUGUCCUCUCGAGUGAGCUGGCAGGACCUGAAAGAUUUCAUGAGACAAGCUGGAGAGGUGACAUUUGCAGACGCACACCGGCCCAAGCUCAACGAAGGGGUUGUUGAGUUUGCUUCUGGCAGCGAUCUGAAAAACGCCAUGGACAAACUGUCUGGAAAGGAAAUCAAUGGCAGGAAAAUCAAGCUCAUUGAGGCAGCCAGGAAGAGGUCGAGAAGUCGUUCCCGGUCUGACAGCUCCUCUCGCUCACGGUCCCGUUCUCGUGGUCGCUCUCCAUCUCGCUCCCCCAGACGUUCCCGCAGCCCCGCCCACAAGCCCCACAACCGCUCCCGCUCCCGUUCCCGUUCUCGCUCCCGUUCCCGCUCUCGUUCUCGCUCUCGCUCUCGCUCCCUCAGUAGGUCCCCUGUCGGCGGCGCCUCCUCUCCAAACUCCAAGUCCAAGGACCCCCCCAAACGGCCGUCCAAGACCAGCAAGUCUGGCACCCCGCCCUCUCCUCCGCCCCUCCAGAGAGCCUCCGUCUCCCGUUCUCGUUCUCGUUCCCGCUCCCGUUCUCGCUCUCGUUCUCGCUCUCGUUCUCGCUCUACUGACAGCCAGCGCUAAACACGGCGUCUAAGUUAAAAGGGACUCAACGGUAGAAACGACUUGAUUCUGCAGGAUCUGGAGCUCCCGUGACUUCUCUUCUCCUGAACAGAGACGAGAGCGUUGCUCAAGUUUGUCUUUGAUUGUCUGGAUUAUCAUAAUUAUCCGGAAAGCUUCUCAGUUAAAACACAAACACAUCGUCAGACAGGAACAAUUAUAUUCAUUCAUAUAUCUAAUUGCAAUUGUAGGGCGAUAAAAUCAAAUACCGUAAAUGGAAGACAUUCGUGACCCAGCGAUGCUGUUUGUGUGUCGUCGUCGUCGUCGUCGUCCCCCCCCCCCCCAGCCCCCCGCCCAUGUGUAUGUUUACACCCAGUUCAUUGAUCCGGCUCGGCUGCAGGUCCCGGUCUGCCGAGCCGUCGUUUCUUCUCACACAGCCAAGUGAACCGGCGUCACGUUUCACUGUAACUGGGUCUGUAAAGCUAGUAAAGUCUACUCUCUGAAGUGGGAACCUGUACUUUGUUUGGCAGUAUGAGGCUUUUGAUAAGUCGUGUGACCACUUUCUUAACUUUUUUUUUUUUUUUUUUUGCAAUUUGUUUGCUUGUUUUUGUUUGUCAGUUGGAGAACUUUUAAUCAAUUUCAAAAUUUUUGUCCCUCGCCUCAUUUUUUCCGUAUUCUACCUACUGUAGCGACGACAGCUGGCGUGUGUGUGUGUGUGUGUGCGUGCGUGUGUGUGUGUGUGUGUGUGAUAUCUAUACCUGAGGAUGCCUGCAUGUGAUUUUUGUUUUCUAAAAAUUUAGAGUUGUAUUAUUGGCAUUGGCAGUAUCAAGAACACUACAGAUGUGCACAUUGUACCAACAGUUAAACAUCUGUACAGUAAAUUAACUGUUAAUGUGAUUGAUCUUACAUUUUCUUGCUGUUGACUCAACUUUUAUUUUGUUGGGAGGCGUAGAACUACUUUGAGGAUGAGGUCAACACUUUAAUUUCAACAGUUUAAAAUGAUGUUUUUUAAAGAACGGUUUAUUCUAGCAUUGUAAUUAAAUUUUUUAUUUCAUUUUUGGGUUUAGGGUUUUGUCUUCAGCAUUGCUGACUUUUGUUUUACAUAAGUGUAAAAUGUAAUUCCAAGAAUGCGUGUAGGUACUGUGUCUGAUGUUACCGUGGUUUAAAUGAACGUGUAGACGAGUUUGAAAAAGAAAAUGCAACAUUUUUGUACGUAAGGAUUUUAUUUUCAGUGAAAAAUAUGAUGGAUGUUUCUAUGGCGUAGGAAUACGGUGGACUGAAACAAUAAAAACAAUUUUAACUAAA